Messenger RNA from Didymodactylos carnosus, 6492 nucleotides. The record is from the annotation of a GenBank genome assembly. Lineage: Eukaryota; Metazoa; Rotifera; Eurotatoria; Philodinida; Philodinidae.
AUGUCGAGACAACCGCUUUUUAUGUCUACAUCUCAAUUCAGUAAUUAUCCCACGAAUUUUCAGCAGCAACGAGAAGGGCGUUUUGCUGGUAAUAAUGUUGAUUCAUCAUUAAGUUUAAAUCGCCGACCGUCUUUACUUGGUAAUUACCAUCAUAAUCAUUAUGGAAGUCCCGAAAGAUUAAAUCCUUUCUAUUUGCCUGUUGCUCAAUGCACCAUGGGACCACACGUUGACGAGCAUUCAAAACGAGCACGUUAUCCAGCUGGAGCAAAUUUAUCAGUGAACUCACAACUGUUGCCGUUACGCAUUGACGUUAAAAAGGAAUCUGUUUAUGAACCAUUAACUGAGGCUAUAUCACCAACACCAGAAGAUCCAAAACAACAAGAUUCUUCUGUUAAAGACACAACAUCAAUAAGAGCAUCGAUAGUAAAAUUAGAAAGUGAAAUAGAAUCAACAAGUCAACGUUUAAAGCAUGCAAAACAAAAUCAAAGAGAAAUAAAAAAUCAGGCCGAACAAUCUGCUGCUUGUGAAGCAGAAAAUGAAAUUGAUGAUCAUACAAAAUUAAAUGGAUCACAAACAUUAAUAGAAAAAAUUUUACAUGAGAAUAGGAAAAAAGCUGAAGAUGGUUACAAAGUAUUCAGUCAAUUAAAUAAUAAUAUUGAUCUAACAAUACCGUUAUAUCAUGAACCGUCGGAUAUUGAUUCAAUUCAAAAAGUUCGAAAACAGUAUCAUGGAGUUAUGAAACGUAAAUUGAUUUCAUUAUUUAAAAAAAGUCAUGAAGAUUACUUACGUCGUACAAAAUUUGAAAGUGAAAAAUAUGAUGGAUCCUAUCAGCAAUGGCAGAAGAAGAUUGAAAAACAAGAAAAACAAAUGAUUCAAACCGAUAUAACACAAUAUCGCGAUUGUUUUGAAAAAACAUUUCCAGAAUUUCGUAAAAUUCGAGAAGACAAAGAAAAAUUACAACGUACUUAUAAUCGUGCAACAUCAUCGGCUAAUUUGUCAAAUGUCAAUACAAAUACUGGACAAGUAUUGAAUUCAAACACAACCCAUACAAACAAUAACACAAAUAAUGGCAGUAACAAUAGCAGCAAUAUGAACUAUGUUCGAAGUGAGGCGGAAUUAGAACAAGUUGCUGAUGGUUUACAAGAAAUUGAAGAAGAAGAACGUAAAAUGAGACGAUUAUCAGUUAUUCCACCGAUUCUUUACGAUCGUUGGCAAAGAAAACAUGAAUAUUAUAAUCUAAAUGGUUUAAUACAAGGUGAUGCGGCCGAAUUUUGGAAACGACAUACAAAAAUGGCUUAUUGGACAUAUGAGGAAAAACAAAUAUUCGUUGAAAAAUUUACACAAUCACCAAAAAAUUUUAGUUUUAUAGCUUCGUUUUUAGAAAGUAAAACAACCGAAGACUGUAUUAUGUUUUAUUACAUGACAAAGAAAGCAGAAAAUUACAAAAAUCUUCUAAGAAAACAAACACAAACAAGACGCAAAGCGAAGCAAGUUAUAAAUGCAAUCAGCACAUCAUCGUCAUUGCAACAAAUGAAUAUGCAAAAUAUGACAGGUGGACAAGUUAAUGCUCAACAAAAAGACAAUGAUCGCACCUAUGAUCCGACUGACAGUGACAAAAAUUUCGAUGAAUCUCGUGGAAAAGAUCAAACACAAUUAGGUGGAAAUUCCGGGGAAGACAGUGAUAAACGUUCAAAUAAAAAUCAAUGUCAAAUUCUUUCAUGUACAACAAUAAUACCAGAAAAAACUGGCAAAAAGAAAAAUCGGAAAAAUAAAUUAAAACCUUUUCCUUCAAAAUGGAAUGACUUAUCAACUGAACAACGAGAAACGAUUCGUCGUUCAUUGGAAAUACCUGUCAAAUGCGCGAGUUGUUGUGCACGAUGUUAUGAUAAACUUAUUGUACAAGUGAAACAAGCCUAUACAGUUCAACAAAAUGAGCCAGAUGAGGAUGGUGAACCAACAGAAGAUGGAAAUGCCAAUAACGUGAACAUUAAUAAGGAAAGUUUGAAUAACGAUGAAACAUACAAAUGUUCAAAACUUACAAUUGUACUACAAAAUCCAAAAUCUAGUGUAGACGGUGAAGAUUGGUCAGAAGCCGACCUGGACGCAUUUGUACAAGCUCGUUUACAAUUUGGUGAUGAUUGGUUAAAAAUAGCUGAACAUAUCCACAGAAGUGAGGAAAGUUGUCGUACAUGCUAUAUAAAGCAACGAUGUCAAUUAGACAAAUUAAUGUUGAUACAAAAAGAGAAAGAAGAAAAUGAAAAUCAAACAAUCGAUGACAGAACCGAAAUGAAAGAUCAACAACAGGCUGAAGAUGAUGAAAAUUAUUCUGAAUGUGAUCCAAAUGCUGUUAGUAUGAGUACGCUUGUAGUUUGUGAAGAUGAUAAUGAUAUAAAAACAAUCAACGAUGACAGUAAUGAAUCAGCAAAAAUGGUAAUUGAUGAACAAGAUCAACAACAAAUGGAGGAUAACGACAAAAUACAAAAUGGAAAUUUAACAACAAUAACGUCACUUGUCGCAAAAGAAAUAUCAAAAACUCUAAAUGAAACAGAAAAACGUCCCACUACUACACUACCGAAUGAACAGAGUAUUAUAAUUACGGAUGUGAUUGCACGUCCGUCUUCCCAACAAGUUGCUUCUUCAACUCAACCACCGCCACUAGUGACAUUAAAAGCAACGACAACAGUAACAACAGCAGCAGGAAGCACUAUCUCAGUUUCGCCUCCUGCAACAUCAACAACAACAUUAUAUAAAGGAUCAAUAAUGAGAGGCACGCCACUUCCCACAACAUUAUCACCAUCUUCAUCGUCUUCAAAAUCGACUGUUGUUGACACGUCUCAUAAAGCUUCUCAUCUUCAUCCUCAUUAUAGUCCACGACAACAAGAUGAACAACAACUUCGACAUUUGAUCAUUGACUCGCCAAAGAUGAAUUCUUCAAAAGUUUUAGAUCUUGCUAAUGAGCAACAUCAAUUAUUGUUACAACAGAGAGAACAACAAUAUCGUUCAGGACAUCAUUCCGACUACAAAAAUAUAAAUCCUCAAGUGUUUUAUCCUCAUCAUGCAUUUCCACAUCCAUAUCAUUUGCAAAAACCACCGGCAAGUUUAACUACACCAUCUACAUCGUCGACAACAACACCGGGUUCAUCAGGAAAAUCGUCUGCUCUUCCUGUUUGCUCACAAGAUAUCGUAUCGGCUGAAACAUUUGAAACAUUAAGAGCGGAUUUUGUUACUUCAAAAUAUUUAACCUCAACCGUCAAUGAAAGACAUGGUCCAUCUUCGUCUGGCAGAAGUAGUGAACAACAGCAACACUCGCCAUCACCAAUUGUUUUACCCAGUGGAACUCCAAAUUCUUCAUCACAAGCCUCUGGGUCUACGCCUUCUAAUGCUCAUCCGCAUGCUAGCGUUGCACCUUUAUUAUAUCCGCAUGAUUUAAUCACUAGCGGUGUUCUACCAUAUUCAUCUUAUUAUAGUUCUUUGCCAGUACCGGGAAAUCCGUUAUUUAAUUUUUACGAUCCAAGAUUAAUUCACGAUUAUACAACAGCAGCUGCAGCCAAUAGUGAUCAAUUUAAAGCUGAUCAGCAUAAAAUAAAUUCAGCAGCAGCUACUCGUAUUCGACAUCACCUAGCUCCUUCAAAUGUUGCUAAUUCAUCAGAAAAUUAUCAUACGCCCACUAAACGAACACAAGUGGAAAAUAUGGAACAUAUCCGAUAUAACGACUAUACUUGGCGACAACAAAUGAAAAAUAGUCCAGGUAAUGAUUCUAGACAACAUCAUCUUUAUGCGAAUGUUGAAAAUCCAAUAUCAAAAUUAGCCGAAUUAUCUCAUUGGUCGAAUAGAUCAGAACGAAAUAGCAGAUCACCGGACGAUUAUUCUCAUUCGUCACAACAACCGCAGUAUCGUCCAGGAAAUUCACGAUCAACCGUAGAAAGUCCAUCAGCACAUUUUCAUCGCGUUGAACAACAACAUCAACAUGAAAAUGUUAUUAAAGCGGGCACAAUACAUGACUCAUCGGCUCUAGACAUUUACAAGAAAACAAAUUCUAUACAAAUGAGUGAACAUUGUGAUUCAUCUUCACCAUAUGUUCGUUCAAAUCUUCAUAAACCACAUUCUCAUUCUUACUCUCAUCAUCAUACUCAUUCGCAAGCACAACAAGCAUCGCCACAACAAACUUCUUAUAGUUCAGCUACACCGCAAUCUUCCUCCUCAUCCAUGUAUAAUUUACAAUAUCCGGGACAUCAUUCAUCACCUUCAAAUAUUUAUCUUCAAUCCCAGCGCUCUCAACAACAUUCAUCACAUCAUACACCACCGCAUGUCUACGAUAACCAAGAUCCAAAAUCGUCACAUGGGACUACUUCACCAGUGCAAGAAAGCUUCUCUUCGACACCUGGUGGUCACUCAAAUAGCCAUUUAGCACGUAUACUACGCAAUUCAAAACCGCACGAUCCGUACUUAAUUACACUUGAUGAUGAUUCAAAUGAUCCAUCAUCAGAAGUUACAGAUCAACCGGAUUAUCAGCAACAAACCCAGCGUUCAACAACCUUUUAUCAUUCUCCUCAAUCACAACAAAACCCUCAUAAACAGCCAAGCGUUCAGCAAUCAAGCAGAAAUGAACCAACAAAAAACACUCAACCACCAUCUACCACAACGUCGGUUUCAUCCUCUGCUACUGCAAUGUCAAUAACUUCUGCUAAUGAUAGUGAGUCAAGUGAACGUCGAAGAGAUAGUUCAAUCGCGAAAAUUUUAUCCGGUGAUCCUGAUGAAAAAUAUUCCGACAUACACAAAAUGUUGAAUAGCAAUUCGGACGCGUCAAAAGUUCAUGCAAAUGCUACAGAAAAUACAAAUUUAGAGCGUACAAAUAGUGGUACACGUGAAGGUCGUUCACGCGGUUCAAUCACAAUGAGAAUGCUAAUGGGUCAGGCUACUUACGGUCCCGAUGGAAAAGCCCAUCCUAUAGGAACAGAACAAGGAUCUAAACGAUCGUCAUCACCAUCAUCCGGUUCUAAACCAAUGUGUGCAGAGUUCGAUUAUUUGAUACGUGAUGGGUUAGCAGCUGAUUGUCCACCUCUUCAACGUGACGAAACAACAAAUGUCUUUCGUAAUCCAAUUCCAAAUCGUGCCGCAGCCGUAUCAUCUCCAGUCGACUCACAACAUCGUCUGAUGUCCAAUCAACAGCCACCUUCGAAAAAAAUGCGCAUUUCGCCAAAAUUAUCUGAAACAAGUCGUGAUGAUCAAGGUCAACAUCUCUCUGAUCGACAGCAUCAACAACAACAAUUAUCUGCAAAUCAUCAUCAUUCAUCAGCAUAUCCUUUAGUGACCAAUAUUGAGUCAUCGUCCACUGUUCGUGAUCCAUUCUUAUUACAAACGCCUCAUAGCACAUUGAGAACACAAGCAAAUUACAUGCAGCCAUCGGUUACAUACGAAAGAAACUUGCAAUCUGUUUCACAGCACCAGUCACAACAACAGACGCCUAAUCAGCAUCAACAACAUCCAUCAACAAGCCAACAAUCUGGAUCGAAUACAUUUCCAUCACUCCAUAGUCAGUUUGGUUCAUCAUCAACUGCAACACAACGUUCAACAUCCGGUCGCGGAGGAUCGAUAACACAAGGCAGUCCUGUUUUAAUAAAACAGACUUCAUCAUCGCCGUCAUCUGGUAAUAGAACAAAUCUCUCUUCUUCAAGCGCCAAUCCAUAUACUGCCGUUCAACAUCGAUCAUCACAUUUCUCGUUGAAUAUGUCGUCAAAUGGUUCGAAUAAUUUAUUAAAUCCACGUUACAGCACAAAUUAUCCUUCGAAAAAUUCGCAAAAUACGAGUGCACAGUCGAGUCAAUCAUGCGGUUUUCGUUUUACAUCGGAGGCAUUGGCAGAUCCCAUGAAGUCUCCACCAUCUGAGCAUCCACUAAAUAUCGCUGAUAACAACAAACAUUAUAACCAUCCAGAUUUUAUUUCUCAGCAGCAAAAGUCUCAUCAUGAGUCGAAUACCGAGGCUUCAGCCUCACCUUUGCACGAUGCAAGUCAAAAGUCUCCGAAAGCAAAAUCAUCAAGAAGAAGUAUUCCAACACUGACAUCGCAUGUCCAUUAUUCUCAGCCACAUUCUCAUUCAUCACAACAAUCACAUCAUUUUCCGUCUCAACAAUCACCGUCAUCUUUGAAUCGUAGUGAACCACUAUCAAAAUCUCAAACAAACAAGACUUUAUCUUCAUCGUCUCCUUCUCAGGAACACGAUCAAAUCCUUAUAACUAAUCGUAAAAGUCCCGGAUCCACAUCACUGACAAGCACAACGGGCUCAAUUCCGUCUCCAGUAACUUCGUCUUCUUCAUUUGCAUUAAAAAAACGAUUAGUAGUUGAAUAUGAACAAGAACAACAACAAUUACAACAACAGCAACCAACUAGCGAGGGUCAUCCAAGUCCACCAUCCACUAGUGAUAAACAAGUCGAGAAUGUAGCUGAUGUUGAUAUCGAUUCACAAGCGAGAGCAGACGAGACAACGUCAUCGUAA